AUGAAAUUCAAAAAAGGAAGUGAUGACCUCAAGAUUGCAUUUAAUAGUGCAUCUAAAGCUUACAACAUAGAAGAUUUUGAAAAGAGCAUGCAAGACUUGGACAAUAUAGAUGUAAGAAUAAGAGAUUACUUGGUGAAUGAAAUUGGUGUCGAAAAGUGGACAAGACUAUAUGGCAUGAACAGGAGAUACAAAACAAUGACAUCAAAUAUUGCCGAAUCAGUCAAUGCAGCCUUGAAAGCAGUAAGAGACCUACCCAUCGCAACUCUACUAGAAUGCCUACAUUCAUUGGUGCAAAGAUGGUAUUGGGAAAACAAGAAUAGAGCCCAAAAAACUACAACAACACUGGCAAAAAUACCUGAAAAAACAUUAAAGAAACAAAGAGAUAUGAGUUUAAAGUACAAGGUUGAAACAGCAAAUCUUCUGGUAUACCAAGUACACGACAACAACAUGUCUCACAUAGUAAACUUGGAGAACAAAACAUGCAGCUGCCAACGAUUUGAAUAUGAUGAAAUACCUUGCUCUCAUGCAAUGGCUGUACUAAGCAAAAGGAACCUGUCUUGCUACAAAUAUUGCUCAUACUACUACACCAAAGAAGCUUUUAUGGCAACAUAUGAAGACAGUAUACUCCCAUUAGGUGAGGCAACAUCAUGGAAUAUACCAGAUUUAAUAAAAAAUAUUGUAGUCCUCCCACCUAAACAUAAGAGAGCUGCCGGAAGACCAAAGAAACAACGAUACAAAAAUGGACUUGAAGCAAAAGCACAAGUGGUAUGCGAUCAAUGUCGCCAAAAAGGACACAACAAAAGAUCAUGUAAAAAUGACCCACUACUAAAACCACCAAGAAAAAGAAAAAGAUCAUAA
Cannabis sativa is the source of this 858-nucleotide messenger RNA. RefSeq lists its product as uncharacterized. Lineage: Eukaryota; Viridiplantae; Streptophyta; Magnoliopsida; Rosales; Cannabaceae. Bases 1 to 858 code for a protein of 285 amino acids. The transcript is spliced from 2 exons. Gene Ontology annotation, molecular function: zinc ion binding. The record is from RefSeq and is a predicted model, not a curated record.